GCUUUCCCCCUACAACGCGAGCAGAGAUGAGCAACCAUGCUACUUUGUCUGUUCAUCAUUCCUUGAAAAUCGCUUCCGUUGUCUUCGGCUCGGCUGGCAAUUCGCGACAGCUCGCUGUCGAUCGUGUCAAUACAGCACAGGGUGAACCGUCUUUCACAUUCAACUACUCGAAUAACGAUCCAAUUGAGUUUAUUCAGUACCACGCUGAUCAGGAACCCCUGUCAAAGUGGACGGUGAUGACGGUCUUCGAUUGGAUUUUCAGCUGGAAGCUUCAACGGAGGAUGAUACAGACUUGCUAACAAGCUUGACAUACGUGUGUGCAGGCUCUCCGCAGGACCUUAAUCGACUAAUUACGCGGGAGUUUUCUACCGACCCUAAUUUUCAAAAUCAUGAACAAGUAUCUUUAAUUGGGAAUGUUCCUCUCGAAAAAGCUAGUGGCAGUAAAGUUAUUGAUUGGAGUUGGAAUUACAUCCCUAUAGGACCCUUGGACUUUCGGUAUAAUGGAAGACCCAUUUACGUCUGUUUUGCUGAGUACGACAAGCACAGUAAUUGCUUGGUACCGUUGGACUAUUUUCAGUUUUGGGUGAAAGAACUUUUUACCGAUUCUUCCCAGUCUCCUUUAGACGAACAAGCGUUUCGACAGCUACAACGGCCUGUUGACGCGAUGCCUUACGAGCAAACUCAGACAGAUACGAGCGCUGUUCCUUCAGAUGCCAUCUUGUCACCCAUUCACUAUCCCUCCGUUCGAGAAAUGGAUCAGGCAGAGCCUCAGGAUGGCCCCCUGUUCCGGGCAACAAUGCUGAAUUUCGAACGUACCGCUAACGAAACUCGUUCAGCGUUGAAGAAAGUCAUCAAACGUUCGGAAGAUUAUGCCCAAACCAGCGGACUGAUGUACGUCUCAAACAAUGAAUUUAGUCAAGUGUUAAGCAAGGCUGCCAAUGUAAACCCCCCUGCGUUUGGUCCUUUUGUUGACCAUUACCAUCGUGAAAGUUCACGGCUACUUUCCUCAUUUUACCUAGACAGAGCUCAGCUUGUGCGUUCCAAACUUGUUGAGCCGCUUCGCAAAAUUUACGAAAAUGACAUUAAAACGACGGACUCGAAGAAGAAAGAUUUUGAAGAGCGAAGUCGCGACUUUUAUGCAUCGCUUUCACGGUACCUGUCCAAAAAUAAAGAAGCCGACAAAGUCAAAGACUCAAAGUUUUCGGCUAAAAAACGUGAAUUUGAACUCACGCGCUUUGAUUAUUAUUCCUACAUGCAGGAUAUUAAUGGCGGACGUAAGGGACAAGAAAUUCUUUCGGUUUUAACAAAUUUUGCAACGCAAGACUAUGCUCUUAUCAAUCAGCUUUUGAGUGAUAUAAAAAAUCUACGCCCGAACUUGGAUGUUCUCCGUGAAACGGUUACGGAAGCUGAUAAAGAGUUUCAACUGAUCCGUGCGGGUCGCGAAGAACGUCGUCGCACGUUGGAAACAAGUACACUCGAAUCGGAAGAUUUGGACGCUGAACUAGCUGCACAAGCGUAUUCCGUUCAGCUUGAAAAGAGCUCGGCUGCUAAGCAGGGCCUUUUGUUGGCUUUGUCUAAAACUAGUUCAGACAUCCAAGUUGUGCCCAAGACGAAUUGGCACAAGUACUGGGUUGUCCUUGAUCACGGACGUAUAUGUGAAUAUUCGAACUGGAAACAAUCUCUUGAGCUUCAUACGGAACCCAUCAACUUGCUGAUGGCAAGUGUUCGUGAAGCUAAGAAUGUUGGCCGGCGGUUUUGUUUUGAGGUAAUAACCCCGCAGCUUCGACGUGUGUACCAAGCAACAUCGCAAACAGAGCUUGUUUCUUGGCUCGAGGCUAUCCAAGCAGCAAUUGCUGAAAGUAUCGCCUUGAAAGGGAAGAAACAGCACGGAGAUUCCUCUAUCAUCAGCAACACGAAUCAUCGCAAUCUCUCAUCUGCUUCUAGUAAUGGAGGAAAUGCUUUACACAGACGUGCCUCUUCGCUUAGUCCUGGACAGCGGCAUACUCGUUCGGAAUCGGUUGAAGUGAAAGUAUCAAAGCCAUCCUUGGUGUCUGUUCUAAAGACACUUCAUCCAAGCGACGAAUACUGUGCUGACUGUGGUUCAAGAACGAAGGUUGAAUGGUGCUCUAUCAACUUCCCCGUGGUUUUGUGUAUUGACUGUUCUGGAAUUCACCGCUCUCUGGGUACUCAUAUUUCUAAGGUUCGAUCUUUGACCCUGGACAAACUUUCACAUGAGACCGUUGAACUUUUGCGAAACACUGGCAAUGCGCUUGUCAAUGACAUUUACGAAGCGAAUCUUCCUAGUUCUGCGCAGAAGCAGGCGAUGCUUGAUAGCCCGCUUUCGAGAGCUAGUUUUAUUAAGGACAAGUAUACGAAACGGGCAUAUGUACAAAGUGUUCCUGGAGACGCUCUUGAGACUCUGCUAGAGGCAAUCAAAGCAAACAAUAUACGCGAUAUUAUAUGGUGUUUGGCUUCUAUCGAAGGAGUCAUUCCCACGAUUGCAAUGGAGACUGCUUUGAAGCAGGAUGCCUUGAUGAUUGCAGAGCUUCUGGGGCAUAACGGCGUUGCGCUACCAACAGACGAAGCGUUUUUGGCUUCAUGUUCUGUAAAAGCUCGGCAGUACAUCGCUUACAGAACAGGUAAACAAGUGGUGAUACCAGCUUCAACGACGACAGCUCCAAAAGUGACGAGGCAUUCGACUUCAACUUCACAUUCUGAGUUACCGACUGGUGGACGAGCAACUGAUUAA
Schizosaccharomyces japonicus yFS275 is the source of this 2749-nucleotide messenger RNA. Its product is annotated as centaurin 5. Gene Ontology annotation, molecular function: GTPase activator activity; phospholipid binding. Lineage: Eukaryota; Fungi; Ascomycota; Schizosaccharomycetes; Schizosaccharomycetales; Schizosaccharomycetaceae. The transcript is spliced from 5 exons. The record is from RefSeq and is a predicted model, not a curated record. The coding region runs from base 665 to 2749 and encodes 694 amino acids. Gene Ontology annotation, cellular component: cytoplasm; cytosol; plasma membrane.